This is a messenger RNA of Podospora bellae-mahoneyi, 3093 nucleotides long. RefSeq lists its product as uncharacterized. Gene Ontology annotation, cellular component: membrane. The transcript has 4 exons. Lineage: Eukaryota; Fungi; Ascomycota; Sordariomycetes; Sordariales; Podosporaceae. The coding region runs from base 1022 to 2860 and encodes 612 amino acids. Gene Ontology annotation, molecular function: L-amino acid transmembrane transporter activity. The record is from RefSeq and is a predicted model, not a curated record. Gene Ontology annotation, biological process: amino acid transmembrane transport.
GUCAAAUUCCACACUCCUGUCAGAUCACAAACAUGGCACGGCCCAAACCUCUGGGUUCCAUUUCCACAAACUCCCAAAAAGUCAUGCAUCUCGUGGGAAGGCCAGCGUCGCAUCAAGCACCCAAGAGGUAAGAAUCCAAAAAUUGUCGACAAGGGUCCAUCAUUGGCUGCGUCUCGCUGGCGGUCCCCUCUGCUGCAACCAACCCAAAAGCAUGAUAAUAGUGAUAAAAAACCGACAAGAGGAGCGCAGCCAGCGGGAAGGCUUGGCUUGGCUGGAUUUCGAGCAUGACCGGGGAGCUGGGUUUAGUCUAGCUGAACCUCUCAUCAAUCAAUUCGCCUUCUCUCUCUCUCCUAUAUUUUCAUUUUCACUUUCAACGACCUGUCUUUCUUUUCAAUGUACAAAAUCUGCCUUGUCAGCGAAUUUUGACAAGAUAAUUCCCAUUUUGGAUACCGCCAUUUGAAGAACCGAAGACUUAUCGCAUCUUGUACUUUUGUUGCUGCAGGACGGGGCAAGAAGGACGCGCCACUGAAUGCGGGUACGGAUACCCGGCACACACACCACAGCACAGCCAGAGGAUGAUGAAAGUGAGGCUCGUUGCUUGACCGAGGACUCGAUUGAGAAGAGACGGAUCGAACUACACCAGCAACUUGACGUCAGUUUUGUUAGCGAUCUAGGCAGAAAGAAACAAGCGCCGAUAGACACAACCUGUCUCAGCCCACUUGUCUCACGGUGUACUUGACCCAGAUCCCAGCUCAUCUCUACACAGCACCACCACACAGGCAGAUUCACCCAACCCAUAUUUCCAACCACUAAACCACCCAGCCUCAUCACCACUCACCCUACGUGGGAGUGAGUGAGAGGCCAGGCAGGCUACCGAAUAUAUCAACUCGUUCACCGAGCACUACUUGCACCCCAAUCUUAUCACCAAUCUUGAUCCCCCAGCAGCUCGGCUCAGCUCAGCCCCUUUCCCUUCCACUUCACCACUCGGUGUGUGGUGAGGAAUUCAGCCAGUCCAGCCACAAUGCAAGAACCAGAGAUCUUCACCCAGCCCAUCACCUCCAAAGACCGAAUCGACGGCUCCCAAUCCCCCAACGGUCUCGAAUUAGACACCUACCGCGGCACAAUCUACAGCAAUGGUCUCUCCUCCCCCGGUGGAAACGGCCACGGUGGCAGCCGCGGUGGUCCCAGCGACGACAAUUCCUCCGAUGAUUACCACGACUUUGUUUACCCAGAAGAACGCAAGCUAGGGACAUGGUCGACCGCUUUCCUAAUCAUCAACCGGGUGGUGGGCGCCGGCAUCUUCAGCACGCCAAGUAGUAUCAUCCUCAGUAUCAACAGCGUGGGGAUGACGUUGCUAUUUUGGGUGCUGGGGGGUAUUAUGACUUUUUGCAGCCUCUUCGUCUACCUAGAAUACGGCACCGCCCUCCCCCGCUCCGGCGGCGAAAAAGUCUACCUCGAGCGCGUCUACCAACGGCCAAGAUACUUGGCAACCUGCAUCUUCGCCGUGCAGUUCGUCUUCUUCGCCAUCUCCACCGCCAACUCGAUUUCCUUCAGCUCCUACCUUCUCCGCGCCGCCAAAGGCAGCAGCGGCAAUGAGGAAUACCUCCGAAGCCAGCAGCUCCAGCCCAACAUCAACGUCUCCGAAGACGAGCGCCAAUGGCUCACCCGAGGUAUCGCCGUUGCAGCCAUCACGGUCGUCUGUCUCAUCCACGCUUUUGCCCCGAGAUGGGGUAUCUGGCUCAGCAACGGGUUGGGGGCCUUCAAGUUGGUGUUGCUGAGUCUGUUAGUCUGCACUGGUUUUGCGGCAUUGGCGGGAAAGACGGCCAGUCCGAGGCCGGAGCCGAGUAACUUUUCGAGUUUCAAUGGCCCGGAAAUGGAGACUGCGAAUGCGAGGACGCUGGAUACUGGUCCGCCAAUGGCGCAGACAGCGGCGGGGUAUGCGUUGGGGCUGUUGCAGGUGCUAUACUCGUAUGGAGGGUGGGAGAAUGCAAACUAUGUGUUGACCGAGGUGAGGAAUGCGCCGACAACGUUGAGGAGAGCGGCGCCCAUUGCGAUCAGUAUCGUUACGGUGUUGUAUGUGUUGGCGAAUAUUGCUUAUUUUUCUGCCAUGACGAAAGAUCAGAUGGCCAAUUCGAGAGUGGUAGUCGCUGCUCAGUUUUUCGAGAACGUCUGGGGGAAGAGCGUCUUCGUUCAGAGGGUUUUGCCGUUGUUUAUCGGGUUUUCCUCGCUGGGCAACGUGUUUGCCCAGUCGUUCGCCAUGCCUCGUGUGAAGCAGGAGUUGGCCAAAGAGGGUGUCUUGCCAUGGUCACGGUUCUGGGCGAGUGACUGGCCGUUCAAUGCUCCAUCCGGUGCCAUCUUUCUCCACUGGAUUGUGACAACAGUCUUCAUCCUUGCCUCGCAGACAUCAGACGUGUACACCUUUGUCACCAACGUCUUCGUGUACAGCUCGAACUGGAUCAAGAUCCUUCUUGCUGUUGGGCUGGUGUACCUGAAUUUUACGCCCUCGGAGCGGUGGGCGGAGCAGAGGACUACCUUCCGGAGCUCGCCCUUGUUGACGAUUUUCUGGACGGUGUCGUUGCUGUUUGUGCAGGCGGCGACGUUCAUUCCGAACCAGGUGUUCACGACGGAGAGAUUGCCGUACUACGUUGUACCCACGUUGGGUACGAGUCUGUUGGCGAUCGGGACGGCAUACUGGCUGAUUUGGGCAAAGGUGCUGCCCGCGUUUGGAUACCAUAUUCAGCAUGAGAUUGUCCAGAUGCCUGAUGGUAGCGAGAGAGUGAAGUACAAGAGAGUCAGACCAAAAAAGAAGAGAAAAAGACAAGGCCAAUGGCAACGUCCGAGGAGGCAGUCGGUGUGGUGAUACACUGACGUAUUUGUUGUAUAUAAGGAUGAUUGUAAAUAACUCUUAAUGUUGAAUACGGCAGAGGCCGAGCCAUGGAUCCCACCCCUUGAGAAACAGUGACGUAGACGUAGAUAGAUUGCUGUAAGAGACAGAGUAUUGAAAGCUAGGGUUGGGGUUGUCGAUAGUGACGUGUUCAGGGAGGCAGUAGCCAGACUAAAUGAGAAGAAGAUUUCAUUGAAACCAUGCUCCCG